AUGCGCUCUCGUAUUCUUCUCGCUACCGCCCUUUGCAUUGCUUCCUCAUUUGCGCAAGACUGGGGAGGUAUGGGUGGAGGAUAUGGCGGAGGAGAUGGCGGUAUGGGAGGACCAGGAUGGGGAUACGGAGGUGGAGGCGACAUGGGUGGUUAUGGAGGAGGCGGCGAUAUGGGAGGUGGUUACGGAGGUUAUGGAGGAGAUGGUGGCAUGGGCGGAGGCUAUGGAGGUUAUGGCGGUGGAGACAUGGGUGGUUACGGUGGCGGUGGCGGUGGUUAUGGUGGCUACGGUGAUGGUGGAGGUGGAUACGGUGGUUAUGGCGAUGGUGGUAUGGGUGGCGGAUUCGGUGGAGGUUAUGGAGGAAUGGGUGGUUACGGCGGAAACCAAGGUGGUGGAGGAAUGGGACAACCGGACCAGUCCGGAGGAAUGGGAGGAUAUGGCGGUCAACCAUAUAUGGGUGGAAUGAAUGGCAUGGGAUUCCCACAGUGA
Messenger RNA from Necator americanus (New World hookworm), 486 nucleotides. RefSeq lists its product as uncharacterized. The record is from RefSeq and is a predicted model, not a curated record. NCBI's taxonomy places the organism in Eukaryota, Metazoa, Nematoda, Chromadorea, Rhabditida, Ancylostomatidae. The coding region runs from base 1 to 486 and encodes 161 amino acids. The transcript has 5 exons.